AUGUGCUUUAUUUCCGCGCGCAUUAACACAGACCAGUGCUUUUCUUUUCCGUCGAGGGGAUACGAAGCCAUUACCUGUAAAAGGAGCCAAGGGGAGGAUACUGCCGAGACAAAGGAUGCGGGGAAAGCUGAAGCAGAGUGUGCUACAACGAAUGAAGCUAAGACUGUCGGAAGGUGGGUCGAAAAGGGGCCAAAGGUUGGGCAUGCCAAGCUAGGCGUGCCGAAAGGAAGGAAGGCCAACAAGGCCAAAGCGGAAGAGGCCAAGGCGAAACAGGCGCAACUGAAAAGUGCACAGCCCAAAAGGGUGCAGGCAAAGGGUGAUCAUCCUGAAAGUGAUCGACUCGAAGGGGAUCGGUUCAAAAGAGAGCACCCACAAAAUGCGCAACAUAAGACGACGAGGGUCGGGUGUACCCUUAAAAAGGUGGCGGAGGGCUCGGACUCCGAUUUGGGUGAGGAGCCUCUUGAGGCCUAUUCCGGGGCUAUUCCAUGGGUGAAGAGCGAAGGAGGAAUUAUUAAGGGAGGUGUGUACAAAGAGGAAAAGAGAAAAGGUGAAAGGAGAAAAGAUGAAAAGGGAAAAGCUGAGAAACGAAAGGGGGAAAAGCACAAAGAAAGGGAUAUAAAGACAAGGGCGCACAAAAAAGGGAGGCGCGAAGGAACUCCACGGCGAAGCCACAGGAAGGAACGGCAGCCCCAGGUGUGUGCGCUGUUAGACGGGUCGGAGGACGCAUCCGCGCUUUCCUGCGCAGAAUCGUCCACACUGUCCCUGGCCUCAGGCACGUCAGAAAACUCCAGCCUCUACUGGGGGGAAGACAACCUCAUUGAAAUAUUCAUUGGACAAGCAAAGCUAAAAAGCCAACAGACAGACUGCUCCCAUUAUGAACAGGCAUUCUGUGUGUCCUAUUUUGUGUAUGAAGACCCGCUAGAAAUUUUCAGCCUAUUUCAGGGAGUAAGUUGGCUGCCAGAAUUGAGAAACCGAUGUACCUCCCUAAACAGAAUCGAGUUUAAGCCAAAGGAAAACAUCAAAAAGACUUACUCCUCCGCAUAUAUAAAUAUCAAUCAAUGUGUACAUUUAAGGAGGAGACACAAUGAGGUGCUAAACAUUGUGGAUGAUGGGAUUGCCUACGUUUUUAUUUCAAUCAUUGGGGUUAAUUUGAAGGAGUACGAACAAUUUUUUUACCAGAGUGAAUAUGCCACGAUCAAGGGAGGGACAACCUCCCCCCCGGGCACUUCCUACAUUAGAAGCGAUGUCGUUAAGCCGCUAAACCGAUUUUACCACCCGGGGGGGAUAAUCCCCAACAUGGAUGAAGAGUAUCAAAGGGGGGUUGAGGAUAUCCCAUUUGGAAAAAAUCUCGCGGAAAAGUACAAAAAGGAAAUAGAGUCAGAAUUGGACUCCAUGAGAGAGAAAAAAAUUGUCAUUGAGAGGGAUUACAAAAAAUUUCUUCACAUCUUAGGCUCCUCCAUUGUUCCUAUAAAGGUGUCUAAUGAAGGAGAAUUAAAGAAGGUUGAGAAUAUGUGCACUAAAGACAGCUACAAUGUUUACCCUCAUGAAGUCAUUCGAGCUAUCUUCUACAACUAUAUAGACCUCUUCAGAAAAAACAAAAAGGCAAAUUUGUUCCAUCUCAUUAGUAAGCACGAAGAGGAGUUAUUACCAGUGGGUCGUCUGAAUAUUCAGAGCAAAGAAGUGAAAAAGGAUGUACUACCCCCCGGGGAUCUGCUCCACGAAGAGGAUAUAUUUCACAACCUGAGCAGGAGCAAUGGAGGAAGUGACGCACAUAAUGUUGCAAAGAAAAUUCUUAAAUACGUUACAGUAAGAAGAACGAGUAGAGGAGAAGAAGAAGACAGCUUCGUUAAAGAAAUAAAAAAAUUGUUUUCCCACUUAGUUGUAGAAUUAAAUAAAAAAUAUCCCAAGCGCAUGAACCAGUCUUUUUCCUACUUUGAAAAGUCUCUGCACAAAAUGGAUGAUAUGAAUGGCCAAGAAAAAUUUAGGAAAAAAAUUAGGAAAAAAUUAUUUAAAAUGUUGGGACUAUCAAAGAGGAGAUUCCAAAACGAACUCUGUCCAGCCGGUUCGAGAAUUUCAGAAGUGCCCUGUUCACACCUAAUUGUUUAUGUUCACUGUGUGUCCAAUAUAGCUCUUAAGUUGAGCUCGUUAAAAGAUUUUACUGACGUGAAGCUCUUCCAUGGGAUCAUAUUUUGGGAGGAAGAGGGGAACAGUUUGCACAAUCUUCAAAAUUUAAGUGACAGAAAAAGGAGGACCAUCAGAUUGACGUCGCAGAAUGGGAUCCAAGUUGACUACUACUGCGCCACGGAAUGUGAGCAGCAGAGUCACAAAGUGGGGGGAGAAAAACAGGAUGUCGUUUGUUUGAAGCUUAAUUUCAACAGCCCCGUCAUCCUGCCUUACAACUACAACGCGUCUUCUUGCCGACUGAAUUUUGUCCUUCUGCACAGAGGCAUUCCGCUGCUUCGCUUGGGUGAAAGCGGCAGAAGAGAAGAUAGUUGCAACUAUGACGUCCUCUACGACAACUGCUGCUACGCCAUAAACGAUAAAACUCCGUUUAACGAAGGGGACAAGGUAAAGAGGACCCUCCAAAUCCACCGGCAUUAUCUGAAAACGAAGGGGCACGACCCCUUCACAGAAAGUUCCCGACCCUCUGUUGAAUUCUCAUUCUAUACACACCCAAAGAAUAGCACAUUUUUUUCGGAACCCAAGUAUAAACUGCUUUACAAAAAUCGAAUGAAGAGCAACCUGGGAGAAGACAUUACUCACUCGGCCUAUUCAGCUCCUAAUUUUGGAAGGGACAAACUGGUUUUUCACUUUUUCGAUGACUUUGCGGAUGACCCACGUUUGGAGAAAGCAAACCGGAGGUGUCCUUUUAAGAGUUACUUCUUCGUCCCCGUUAUGGGGCGUGAAAUGCAAGAACGGUCUCCAGUGGGGAAGCGCGGUGACACUCCAUCGAGGCAUGCCCAAUCGUAUGAAACUCCCUUAAGGAAUGCUCCGUCAAGCGCUGUCCGCAUGCACGGUCAACGUGGGGCCUCCCCUCUGGAAGCUCUCAUCCAAGUGGUCCACUUGGCCGUGGCAGAGGGAGGGGGACUCAAGGGAGGGGAAAUAAACAGCUGGCACUCCUUCUACGUACACACCAAAAAUUACAGAAAAAAGAAGAUAUAUGGAGGAAAACACGUUCAAAUUAGGAUACAAAUUGAGCCCCUCGGUUAUCUUCAUUUAGACUAUGGUGCUGAUCCCUGUAGGGACGGAGAGGUAAAUAAAAAAACCUUAACUUGUUAUGCACCUAAUAAGGGGCUCAUGGGUUCUGAUAAGUUCUGCUUUAACUCCUUUAGUGAGAUCCACGAACUGGUAGAUUACAAAGUGGAGGAUUUAAAAAAUGGAACUUACGAGGUGACAUACCAGGUGCACAAAGUGGGAAGGAAGCUGCUAUACAUCUUCUGCGACGGGAUCGAUGUGGUUGGUUCUCCAUAUGAAAUAGAGGCUACCCCCUCGGACGCAGAUCCAAAGUCGUGCAAAAUUUUGGGGAAGGGGGCCACCCAGUGUCUGGCCACUCCUGUUUUGGAUCUGGACAGUGGGCCCUGGGUUGGUGGCCGUCUAGGCAAGCAGCAAUACGAGAAUGGGUUUGUGGGGGGAGAGGUAAAUCGGGAUGCCAGUCUGAACGGCGACGUGGCUGUUAACCAGGGUGGCCAUCUGGAGGUUUCCAUAGGGGCUCCCCUUUCCUCGAUCUAUACGAAGGCGGGCCUAGUGCCAAGUGGGGGGAAUCUCGACGGAAGUGCCCCACCGCUCGAAUCCUCCUUACAACUUGAGUCGGCUGAGCCAGGGGGGAGUGCUCCAGAGGCAAAUGUCCAGAAAGGGUUUGACGGAACCGCAUCAGCGGGGGGGGUUUACCGAGCAGUACUACCAGUGGAAGGACGCCCAGGGGAAACUCACCCGAGUUUCACUGCUUCUGCCACCGCUACUCCAACCUCUGCUCCCACUGCUGUCUCUCCCCAGGGCGAACACCAAUUACACAUCAUCUCUGUAACGAAGCGGGAGGUGAGCACCGACCUGGGGGCACCCAAAACGGAAGAGGUGUCAGAUCAGUGUGCGAGCGAAGAAGCGUCAGGAAGUAGAUCGUCAGCGAGGAGGAUCCCCUACUGCAGUGACGAAGCAAACAAGCUUUUUUCUCAGCCAAAAUAUUACGACGAAAUAGAAGGGGAGAACAUCACCAAGAUGGACAAAGCAAACAAGCAGAGGUGUGCUGAGAUCCUGGAAGAAACCCAAAUAGUGAACACAUUUACAGUCAUACUUUGUGAUAAAAAUGGGGUAAAGCUAAGUAUCGGGAAUGACAACGUAAAAGUGGUGGGAAAGAAUGGCGCACAGAUUAAACGGCUCGUGGAUAACAAUAACGGGAGCUACACAGUUGAGUAUGUUGCCCAUUUUAAGAGAGAGGGGAAAACGAAAAAGAUGUUUGACGAUGAAGACAUAAAACAAGUGCAAACUUUUUAUGAAGAAUUCCUUAUACAGUGUAGUAAAAAACACAACGAUAAUUAUCUCAUUGAAGAUUUUCAAAGGAGGUUCCAUCAGGGGGGCAUUCCAAUAUGCUGCCAGAUUCAUGUCUACAUAAACGAGGUUGAGAUGUUUGGCUCCCCACUGAAACCCAUCAUUAUGAAUAUCCCACAGAUUCUCCACUUUUUCAACUUAUAUUUCCAGUUCACUUACUCAGGGUUGUUACUAAAAAGUUUUGAAUUGCUACUAAACUGUAAUGAUUACCAAGGGUGCAUGAGUAGUCUGUCUUCAUUUUAUUCAACUUUCUUAGAGGUAGUCGAGAGUGAACAAGGGCGCUCCAAGUCAAUAGACUCGGGAAGCUUCCCAACGAUGAUCCCAUUUGUAUCCCCCAAGGGAAGUGACGACGAAGUCAAAGCUGAAAACUUCUUCUUUAACAUUCCACUGAACAUUUUCGACUUGAGGAAGGGGGCCCUCGUAGAUAGUUCCUUACCAGUGGGUGAGAUCCCCCAUGGGCACACCAAAUGGGGGGAGCAACAAAAGGGUGCAGUGGCGAAGUAUACAAAAGGUGACCCACUACACGAAAGAGCAAUUCACGAAAUGAACGAAUCUUCAUUUGUCAAUGAGUGGCUCCACAUGCACAUGCACAAAUCGAAGUUGUCCAAAACGGAUGCGAAGUAUGACCUGGGCAUGAACCUGGCCUACUCCCUAAGUAACAUCAUUUUGCAGCACCUGAUAUAUUUGAAACAGUACAAAUUCUUUAUCAACUCGAAGCAGUAUGAAAACGGCUUGCUCCAGGACAACAUACUUACGCAUUUUAGGAAGCUACUGGAGGAGGAAUACAACAAAAUGUUUGCCUACCAAACGAAGAACAUCAUACAGUACUGCGAAAAAAUUGAGAACGUGAAAUUUAGCGGCUUGGAAGAAUUAAUAAAGGUGUACAAAGGCAUUGCAUCCGAGCUGAGGAAGUUAAAGAAGAACGAUCUGGCGGACGAUUUCGAUAAGUGCUGUGAACACAUGUGUCAAGAGUUGUAUCUUCAUAACAUCGAGUGCAGUCUGCUUAGGAAGGAAGCCAUGUUGGACAAGUAUGAGCAAGUGAUUGACCAGAAAAUGGAAAAAGUCGACCAAAUCAAGGAGAGACUGAAGAAGUAUGAAAGGAACGAGGUAGACAUGGAGAGAAUCUCUAAAAUGUGCAGCGUCAAAAGGGAUAAAGGGAUCCAGACGAACGACUACUUAUCAUUGUCUCACAAGAACAACUUCUUAACCGCUCUCAUCGAGUCCAGGAAGGAUAAACCCUCAGCAGGGGAAGGACAAAUGAAAAAUGAACAGACAAAGCAGUUCCACCUGGAGGAAACACAAAUCAGGGACAUGGUGAGGAAAUACUGGAGAAACGCAUCCACCUAUGACAUAUUUGUGAGUAUAAAAAAAACAAUGAAUAAUUGCCCACGACUGAAAACCUCGCUGGACGAAACGUUUAACUACUACAGUUGUAGUGUCAAGAAGGAAAACAAAAUGAAGGAGUUUCAAAUUAAAAAAAUGCAGGAAAUAAAAAUGGUGGAGAAUCUGGACAAUUUAAAAAUGAUAGACUUAAAUGAAGACAAUAACAACCUACUCUCACAUAACGACUUGAGUACCUUCCAUCUGACGUACAACGCUUAUGUAGCUUUCCUAGUUGACCUGCGAUGCAACAAAUUUUUUAUUAAAGAUUUGGAGAAUGUCCUUUGGCUGUUCGAGAAAUUUUCCAUCCAACACCACUCCUUUCGAAACCUUUACAAUCCCUAUGGAUUCUUACGAGUCAUUCCAAAGUAUUUCUUCAUCGCCUUUGUUAGAGAGUUGAGCUAUUUGAAUAUGCUCUAUGUCAUCUCUGAAUGUGUGGUCACGAAUAAUGAGGACGAGAAAAUAUUUCUCAACAUAAAUCACCCCUCUAGGCUGUCCGCAUUUCAUCAUUUUGUCAAGUACCAUUUUGUUCCCUUUUACGAGGAACUUAGUUUGGAACCCAAUUUUCAGAAUUUUAAACAAAAUUUAAUUGAGUAUAAUGAGGAAGAGGUCGACCCGGAUAGCACCAGGGACACAUGGUCCUCCGGGGGUGGAGUCAUCACGACCACCACCCCACAUAUAAACCCCCUUGAUUUGGAGACCUACUUCAACAACGAGCUGCCUCUCUUAGUUCGGCACAGGAACUUCGAGAAGACCUUUCCCCUUCUGUUUGAUUACUACUCGGAGUUGUCUUCCCCGCGUGGCGCCCCGUUCCAGGAGCGCGCCGGGGCAACUACUCAAGGGGAAGUCGUCCAGGGCCAGACCAUUUCUGACGCCGCUAACAAGGACAACUCCACUAAUAUCGCUAACCAAGUGGUAAAAGGCGAAACCGCGCCGUGUCCCGAGAAGCAUGUCUCCGUUGCCAUCUUCAUUCGAUUCCUGCGAGAGUUUGGCCUCAUCCCACACUUCUUUAGCAACCAAAUGGCGAUACAGACACUUCAGGGCUUUAUGCAAAAGAAGGGGAAGAAGAAAUUAAACUACGAGGACUUCUCCCAUGCCAUCAUUAUUUCCAUCUGUGAAUGCGUGAAAAAAAACAUCCUCACCCAGUACAACAUGCUCAAGGUGAAUAAUCAGCUAAACUCAAAAAUUCAGACGGAGAAAAUUUUGAAUCGAAGUUAUAUUCAAUACGAGGCCAAGGAGUUAAUCUACCUCUUCGGGUUCGCUGACAUGGAGCUGGUGCGGUCGAAGCUGGCCGGGUAG
Plasmodium inui San Antonio 1 is the source of this 7221-nucleotide messenger RNA. RefSeq lists its product as hypothetical. NCBI's taxonomy places the organism in Eukaryota, Apicomplexa, Aconoidasida, Haemosporida, Plasmodiidae. The transcript has 2 exons. The record is from RefSeq and is a predicted model, not a curated record. The coding region runs from base 1 to 7221 and encodes 2406 amino acids.